Molecule: messenger RNA, 3741 nt
Organism: Leishmania major strain Friedlin
Lineage: Eukaryota; Euglenozoa; Kinetoplastea; Trypanosomatida; Trypanosomatidae
Exons: 1
Coding region: 1-3741 (1246 amino acids)
Source: RefSeq, a predicted model, not a curated record
AUGCAGCCGCCGCCGCAGCAGCAGCGGUCUGUCUGUCCGCUCUCCUCCGUAUCCGCGCCGAAGCCGCCUCCGCGGACGGGACAAGCAGAAGGGAAAAACGACGGUGGCUGCGCACCAAGCGCUGGCGAGGGGCAUGUGAUACGGGCGAGCACGUACGCGCUUUGGGAGCAGCUCUACGCGCCAGCUAGCGUGCCCCUCACCGUGGAGCGCUUCUUGUACCUCCGCCUGUCCGCGAAGGGCAACGGCGAGAGCAACGAUGCUCGCGGCCACCAGUAUUGUGCCGAUGAUCUGAAGUGGGUGAGGUCGCUCUUCGGAGAAGUCACCACCCAGCUCGAUGCCUCCGCUCCGUCAGCGUCGAUGGCGCUGUCGACUGCACCCGCGGCGGCGGUUGCGCCAGGAGAGCAAUCUCGCGGUGCUCCGUUGAAUGCGGCUACUGCAGUGGCAACGGCAGCGUCUCUCCAGGAAAGCCGAGACGACAAGGGAAGAGACGAGCCACAGAGGGCCUGGAAAGGGAGUUUGCCCGACGUCGCAUCGAGCGUCGCUGCCCCACCCACCGAGCAAUGCACCUCCGCGGAUGUGGAGCAGACGUCGGUCUCGACGCCGCUGCGCGUGCCGCAGGCGUGUGCGAAUGCCAAAUCAGCCAGUGUUGUGGACAGCGGGCGUGCCUCGGAGCCCCGGAGCGCCGCGACGACCCUUUCUCACCCUGACGCCGUCAUAGCGUCGGACGUUUCGUUGUCGUGCGCGUCGGCGGCGCCCAUGAGUAUUGAGCGGGACGACAGCGCGAAUUGCAUCGACGAGAACGAGGAGCCCGAACCCUGUGUUGACACGUGGUCGGUGGAAGCGGCAUCGGCCGCCCCGGCGUUGCACAGGCACACGCCAUCCACGUCAGUAGCCGCCGUGAGAACAGACGAGAAGGGCAGGCGCAAUGGUUCUGGACGCGAUACAGGCUGCAGUCCUCCGUUGGUGCAUUCCGCUUCCAGGGGUGGUGAUGGGGAGGGCUGCGGGGCUGUUGAUGAUGAGCAGGCGCACACACUUGCGCAACAAGAAAAGGCGGCGGAGUCGUGCGGCGCGUGGGAGAGUGCCACCGCCACGACCACACCCGUUCGGCCUUAUCGCCUCUACUGCCGCUACCGCACCUCGCACGACACGGACCCGUCUGCCGAAGGGGGCAACGGCAAUGAGGAAGAGGACGCAGAGCACGGCGGAAGAGGUGAGGAGGACAGCAACGAUGUGGGGUUUCUGUCCCUCGCCACCUCUCCAUCAGCUGCUGCUCCUGAGCAAUGGCGCCCGUGCCCUGUGGUGGGCACCGAUGUCGGUCAUUCGACGCCAUCGCCAAAGCCAACUGUGGUGUUGGAAGACACCAUGACCGCUCUCGCCGUGUCAGCGCUGCCGUGUGGCCUCACGAGGAAUGGAGAGGACGGCUCUCGGCUCGAUUCACCGAUGCGUCACAGGCACACCGCCAGGGUGUCGACGUCGAUGAGCCCGGUGGUGGACCCUAACGGCCUCGUCUUCAGUCCGUCGUGCCGGCAGCAGAUGCGGUUGCGGCUGCAGCGCCGUUGUCCCCGUCAAACGAGUGAAGGAAGUGAUGCGGAGUAUGCGCCCCACACUCCGGUGCCUGGAUCGCCAUCGCAGUCGCCGCGGCCGCCCCCAUCGUGCUGGUCGACACCGCUCUUGCGGGAGCGGUGUCGACGUGACGCUCAGACUCCGCCAGCGCCGGCGCCACUUUCUGCAGCCUCGCAGCCGCCGGUCUCCCCGGCUCCCUCUCCGACUGAUAUGGCAGACCGCGGUGCGGGCGCCACGGAUGAGCUCUGCGCUGGCAGCCACGCCGCAGACGCCGCCGUGAUGGGCGCUUCGCCAUCGCGGGUGAUUCACUUGAAGAAGGAGAAGGCUGUGGUGACAGUCUCAAACAUCGGCCAGGAACGCCGUAGGAGUGCCGCUGCCACAGCGAACGAAGACGACGCUGAGCCGCGGGACGCCGUGGCGCUGGAUUCGCCGGUGGAUGCAUCUUGCUCUGCGGAAGCCGGUGACGACGGCCAGGGCAGGCGUGAUGGCAGCUCGGUCGCACCUGUUGCUAUUGGCGUCGAGGACGAGCGUGUUGGCGGCGAUGAAGAAGACGCGGAAGGAGAUGCCGUGGAGCCGGCAUCGACGGUGUCCUUGUCGCCCCAGCGGCCGUCUCUCGAGUGUCCUGCGCAACGGCGCGCUACCGCCGCGCCGCGAAGUGACCAUGCUGAAGGCCAUACGGAAUGUGACUUUCCAAGUGCGGAAAAGGCGGUGCGUACGGCAAACUCUGUCCCUGCUCCGGUGGCUGAUGUCUCGGUCGCCCCCUCGUCGCCCUCGACCUCCCCACCACCCCAUGCCAGUCACGAGUCCUUCAACCCAUCAACGCAUGGGGAAGAGCCACAGCAGCGCCAUCCGCACCGACCUCUGCCCGAGAACAGGGCAGCACGGCGCUCAGUCUCUAACAUGGACUUCCGGUGGGCUGACGAGGCCGAUGAUAUUCUGCGCCGGCAGCAGCAGCGGGUUUACUCACUGCAGGCAGCGAGGACUGCCACGCUUGCUGGUGGUGAUACGCGUUGCAGUCCGAGUACGAGUCGGUGCAGCCCAGGCGGUGGCCCUCGGCGCUAUACGCCGCUCUCUCAGGAUGGCGAGACUGCCCAAGGCAGCCAGAGCGGAGACGGCACAAGACUGGCACGGGCGUACGGCGGCUCAGAAGCAUCGUACAGCGUCUCGCCCCAGCCACAGGACCCCGGAACGCACCACUACUCCGAAAGGGCGAUGAUGAGGCGAGAAGGCAUGGGUGUGGAAGCGGUGGCGUCACACACCGACGGCAGCGGCAUCGUGACAGAGCAGGGGGACGUCGCGCCCUCAUCGCACCGCGCCGGCAGAAGCGAAGAGUUGGCGUGUCUCAGCGUCACUCGCAGUGGUGAAGGACGUGCGGACAUCGCGCUUGCUUCGACGUCCUCCUCCACGCCACCGACGGCUCCCCUCCGCCAGCCACUACUGGCGUCCGUAGCCGAAGCAGCAGCGGCAGAUGACGCGUCCAUGCCGCACACAGAUCGACUGCAACAGCAGCAGCAGCCGGCGCCUCACCACGCUGGCACUAAGCGACUGCGUGAGAAUCACGGCGGCGAUGAUGGCCGCAGCGACGCAGCGCAUGCUCGGCGCUCGCCGGCGCCGUCAUCUGUGCCAGUGUCGAGUCAGACGGUGACGAAGCGGAAAAGGAGUGACGGCAGCGGCGGCGCUCCGUCGAGGGAGCGCCGACACCGCACUGACGACCGUGUUCGCCGACGCCAGAACUCGAGAGGAAACAUGGCUGCGAAAACGGCAACGAGGUCGAUGUUGUGUGCCUCGCCAGCGACUGUCUUUGCGCUUCCACGUAACAUAUCGGUGGAUCCCGGGGCAUCCAUGGCCGCCCCGUCGCUCACCACGGCGGCCCCACCCGCAGGCCCAUCGCUGUCGCUGCUGCGCCCGCGUGCGGGGAACUGUGCGAGCGACUCCCCAUCAGCUGCGCCGGCACCGAAAGGUGCGAAAGGAACGUCGACUCAUCUCGGCGCUGCAUCGCUCCCCCAUCGCCGCUGCGGCCUCGCCGUCACGCGAGAAGGCGCGCAGCAGCAGAGCACACAAGACUGCGCAAGGGGCGGCGCGCUGCACGCCCUCCCUCGAGGCCACAAACAAGCGGCGAGACAAAGUACAACGGCACCAGUAGUGCGCAGAGAGGGAGAGUGUGUGCAAGAUAUGUGA